CCCCUGGCGGUGGGAGGUCACGUACUGCAGGCGGCUCCGGGCCGGGUCACGCCGGGGACCGAGGCGGCGAUGGCGGCACCGGCGGACUCUGAGGCCGAAGCCGAGAGGGAGGUUCAGAGUGGGGCCUGGGGAGACCGGGAGGCCGAGGAGGAGGCGGUGGGAGAGGCUCCGGUACAGGAGGCCGAGCCGGAGACUGAGCCUCAGCUGCAGGGCCCGGCCUGGGAAGAGCUGAAGGCGGAGAGCGCGAGGAGGGCGUCCGGGGACUCGGAGAGCGGGGCGUACGGCCGCAGGAACAACGGGUACACCUUCUACAGAGACCGGAAGGAAUGGGCUGAUAUUAAGCCAGUUCCACAGGAUGAUGGCCCCAAUCCAGUUGUUCAGAUCGCUUAUUCUGAGAACUUUAAAGAUGUGUAUGAUUACUUCAGGGCUGUUCUGAAGCUUGAUGAAAGGAGUGAGCGAGCACUCAGUCUGACAACGGAUGCAAUAGAACUGAAUGCUGCAAAUUACACAGUAUGGCACUUCCGCAGAGUGGUGCUGCAGUCUUUGAACAAAGACCUCUAUGAGGAAUUAAUGUAUAUCUCUGACAUCAUUGAGGACCAACCCAAGAACUAUCAAGUUUGGUAUCACAGACAGAAGAUUGUAGAAUGGUUAAAAGACCCUUCAGAGGAGCUGGCGUUUACUUCUGGGAUUCUCAAACAAGAUGCAAAAAACUAUCAUGCCUGGCAGCACAGACAGUGGGUGAUUAAGGAAUUCAACCUUUGGGACAAUGAACUGGAAUAUGUGGAUCAGCUGCUGGAGGAGGACCUGCGAAACAACUCUGCGUGGAACCAGCGAUAUUUUGUCAUUUCAAGCACCACUGGUUUUGACGAUCCUGCAGUACUUGAUCGUGAAGUCAACUAUACCUUGAAGUUAAUCAAAAAGGCUCCUCAUAAUGAAAGUGCAUGGAAUUACUUGAAGGGAAUUCUACAGGACCAGAUUCUCUCCAAGUAUUCCAACCUGCUGGAGCAGAUCUUGCAAAUGAUGGAGCAGUUUAGUUCCCCCUACCUGAUUGCUUUCCUAAUUGACAUAUAUGAAGACCUUUUGGAGAAUAAUUGUGAAAACAAGGAAGAAAUUCUCAACAAAGCCCUGGAGCUGUGUGAAUGUCUUGCUGUAAAAAAAGACACUAUCCGUCAGGAAUACUGGAGAUACUUUGCAAGAUGCCUGAAAGAGAAAUAUGGUGCUAAGCAGGAAGAUACUGGACCCACGGAAAGUGAAGCCUUUCUUCAGGAAGGCUGUAGUAACUGAGAGCUACUUCUGUAGUUUUUAUACCCUAGUUAACAGGGCAAAAAGUAGUGAUCAAUAAUUGUUUUCUUGCAUUCCUCUUUAAUUUUCUUAACACCUAUCUACACAUCACACUUGUGUGUGUAAAUGUGUAAAAACAUAACAUUUUGUACAUUUAUAUAUAUUAUCUGAAGCACAGUGCGAAGGAAUAAAUAGCAACUGUACAACAACGUUUUAUCACAUUUUUGCCUUCAAUUCAUAUUUAAUAAGUACAAAGCAAGAGAACAUAAUUGUUACUAAACCAGCUUUAUUCAGGGGGAUAUUGAAACUUAUUUAAAAUGUUACUUUUUUUAGUUGCCAUAACUACAGUGAAGUUUUCACAAAGCUACAGUGUUGUAUAGAUUUUACUGUCCGUCAAUAAAAUCUUGUGAAGUGAUAAA
This is a messenger RNA of Hemiscyllium ocellatum (epaulette shark), 1700 nucleotides long. It is a transcript of the gene fnta, whose product is annotated as farnesyltransferase, CAAX box, alpha. Gene Ontology annotation, molecular function: CAAX-protein geranylgeranyltransferase activity; protein farnesyltransferase activity. Gene Ontology annotation, biological process: protein geranylgeranylation; protein farnesylation. Gene Ontology annotation, cellular component: CAAX-protein geranylgeranyltransferase complex; cytoplasm; protein farnesyltransferase complex. The transcript is spliced from 9 exons. NCBI's taxonomy places the organism in Eukaryota, Metazoa, Chordata, Chondrichthyes, Orectolobiformes, Hemiscylliidae. The record is from RefSeq and is a predicted model, not a curated record. Bases 70 to 1284 code for a protein of 404 amino acids.